Molecule: messenger RNA, 915 nt
Organism: Schistosoma curassoni
Lineage: Eukaryota; Metazoa; Platyhelminthes; Trematoda; Strigeidida; Schistosomatidae
Source: the annotation of a GenBank genome assembly
AUGAAUCUACCGAAAUGUAUACCCCACUUGAUUAUAUCGUAUAAACAAAAAUGUAAAAAUGUUUGUCAUCUAAUGACCACUACUUCCCUAUUAUUAAUAUCACCUUCACCGUUAUCAACGAAGUCUGAUGAAAUAAACAAACCAAAUGGUUAUAAAAUACUAAUGAAAUCAUCAUCAGUUCGAUUACGAUUAGAUAAUUUACCAACACGUGUACAACAAUAUUUUAAUUUUACUCCUUCUGAUAAACCAUCCGAAUUUAUUACUGUAUUGUCAAGUGAUAUACAAAAAGUGAUUAGGAAAACCCAUUGUUCAGUCAACUUUAUUAGUGAUGAUUUACAACCUCCGUUACUUCAACUGAUUUCCAAAGAUGAUACAUCAAAUGUCAACAAAUCAUUACGUAAAUAUGGGAUUAAUUUGCAGGGGAAAACUCGAGUAAAAGUGAUUGAAUUUAGUUCUAAUAUAGACGAUAAUAUGUUUAGAGUCCGGGUGAAACAGGCAGAAGAUUUUUUACAAGCAGAUCAUUUUGUAGUUAUAAUUAUUAAAUUGAAACAUCUUAAAAAAUUAUUGUCGAAAAAAAAUAUUCAGUCUACGACUACGAAAGCGGGUGGCGGUGAACAGCAGUUGCGAAAUUUGGGGAAGGUGGAAUAUGAGAAAAAUGUUACAAAGUACGCUAGAAUAUUUGAAGGUAUACCUUAUUGUAAAGUACACAAUAUUGAUCGACCGAAUGUGUUAAAUAUUAGUGUUUCUCACAGUGGUAUAGGUUUAUUUCUCUUUCAAACAAAACUGAUCUGCUUAUGUUUCACCACUUUUUCCAGAUCUGAUAUUGGUAGACAUUCCUAUAUUUGUAAAUUAUUGUUUGGUAAAUCACAAGAUCCAUCACAAUUCAUUUUUGGAUUAUUUUCUGAAAUAACAUGA